CAAAGUCAUUAUGUACCAAUGACGGGAUAAGCGAAAUUGAUAAAAUUAAAAGUUUGCCUUACUUUAUAAUAAAAUUUUAUAAAAAAUACCAAAAAUAUAACAUAAUGUUACGUGCUGCAAUACCGCCUCUACCUCCGUCACUGGACAUGAACGCCAGCAUGAAAAAGCGCGGGCCCCGGCCCUCGCUUAGCAAGCGGGCACACUCCAGCAGCCCAGUCGCACCACGUGCUAGAAGUCCUGUCCAAAUAAAGAAGCCUGGUUUAGAAAGACGAUGCCAAAGUUUGUCACCGUCAAGUCAAGCGUCAAGAAAGUCGAUGUUGCGACCUGCGUUCGCACCGACAAGUGCAUCUGCUCCCGAGACCGCCAACAAUACGAAUCCUACAAAUUCACAACCGGAAUCCGACGAAAAAGAACCCGUGUUACCGCAAUGCCUUAUAACAAAAAUGUUAAGAAACUUGGCAACGAAAAAAAGAGAGUUUAUUAAAUUGAGAAAAAGUGUCAUUUUACAGCAAAAUUCUUUGCUAGAACAUUUCGCUGCUCUAAAAGAGUUAGAAUCAAGAGCUGGUGUCACCAAUGAAGAAGGAUUGGGUGAUGUGAGGAUCCUGUCGGUCUCGGGCUGGCCUGCUCACGACCUCCUGCUGCUGGUCCGCGACGACCUGGCGACACCAUUGAGCGGGGAGAUUAAUGGCCUUUUCGGGCCUCAAGUUCUACAGCAGCUCCAUGCUCAGCUGAACCCGAUUCCUGAGGAGGUGCUUGGAAUGGGAGCCGAGAUCAUGGCACGACGUAUCGAACUCCUCAAUCUCCUUCGAGGGAAGCACAGGACAGAUCGAGCUACGUAUCUCACUAAUUUAGAGUGGAAAACGAAAAAUACUGAAUUUGACCACGAAACAGAAAAAUUGCAUAGAAUGGUUGCAGGUACAGCAGAGAACCUAAAAGCUAAAAUAAAUUAUUCUUUGGAACUAGCAAGAGUCCCUUGGUUAGAUCGUGAUUCGAUGAUCAGAAAAGUUGAACGUGUGCAAAAAGAAAAUAUGAUACUGCAACAUAAAAUUGAGGAAAUGACAAAGGAAAAACCCGAUGAUAGUAAAGAUGCUAACGGACAUGAUACAACGCCAACAUAUCAGGCGUUAUUCGAAGAGCUGACGAAAGAGCGAGCAGCCCGCGAAGCCCUGAAGGAGGUGGUGUCUGCGGCGGAGAGCAUGCUGCGGGUGGCGCGCGCGCGCAUAGCGACGCUGGAGCGGCAGCUCAAGGACACGCGCGCCGAGCUCGACGCCGCGCGCCGCAAGCACAAAGACCUCGAGCAACUCGUAAACAGACUCGCACUCGAACAUUCACAUAAGACAUAUCGCCAUCGUGAAACGAGUUACGAUGCACGAUCUAAAAAGCUGCUUGAAGUGUCCAAAACUGGAGAAAUUACAAUUGAAGCUUUGUCUCGACAACGUGACGCUCUUGAACUCAGGGUAAAGGAACUUCGCGAACAAGCAGAGAUGGCAGAAAGAGCGGCCGAAUUCCGCGAGGCCGAACAGCGUGCGAGAGCUGAUUCGCUUCAGGCGAAGGUAGCAGAACAGUUUUUUCAGGAGAAAUGUAAAGAGGUUGCUGAAGAUAAAGUGGGUGAGCUUGAAGCGCGGGUUAAGGAAUUGGAAGAACAACUGUCAGCCUUACGAGAACGAUCGGUGAGACUGGUUGACAUGGAGCGCAGAAGGUGCCUUGAAUAUGUUCCAUCAAAAGAAAAUGAGCCAUCUGACAGAGAAACGGAGAUAUGGAAGGAGCUUCAAGUUACGAGAGUUGCGCUGUCCCGAGCAGAAGAGGAACUACGCCAAAGUCGAGCUGACAAAGACAGUUUUCUAAACUCUCUAUCGAGAAUUGCGCAAGGAGAAGGCACGGAUAACUUACAAGAUAAGAUGGCUACGGAAUUGUUAGACAGGGAACAAAAAGUUGUCAAAUUGCAACAUAUCAUAGAAGAACAACGAGAAAAUGAAAAACUAAUGGAACAAACUAUGACUCAGUAUGAGAAUCAAUUAGCGGCACUGCGCCUUGAAGUGAAACGAUUAAGAAAUUACGACUGUUAUGCCAAAGAAGUCCAGUAUCAAGAAUUGCAGACUGAGAUUGUGAAAGAGAAGAUAAAGAUUUUAUUAAAAUCUUGCCACGAGGUAGUUUUUCAGUAGAAACCAGGAUUGGAUAAUCGCUACAGGCAAGUAUCAGAACAUUUUAUAAAUAUUUUUAAUCGAUUAUAUCCUUGUGAAUCGCUUUAAUAAAUUGUCAUUUUACUUUUUCAAUUAAAACUUUUUCAAUCCCUAGUCUUGUCAAACUGUCAUAAUGUCAACAAAUUAUAAAUGUCACGUCAGUUGACUCAAUUUCAGUCUUCUGUGCGUUUAUUGUAUUUUUAUUUCAAUGAAAUAGUGCUAAAGGGUUAGUACUAAAAGUGAAAGCCUUUUUUCAGAAUGAAAACCAAUGUGGUGCCCUUAUUAUUCAUACUGUUUGAAAGUUACAAGUCAGUGAUACAGAGUUGCCGACAUUAUAACUCCGUAGUGAUACCAUACCAAAGAAGAAGUUUUCCUAAACACUUGUGUUAUUUUUAUAUGUGAUCAAAUAAAAAGGAUUAAUUCUACUGCUCAAAUGGAAUAACUUAUCCCAAGAGACCGAAUAUAAAAAAAAACCUCUCCAUAGAAAUUAUCACCAUCACGAGGAUGUGAAUUUUUUUGAGAAUUUGAUAUUGGUCCUGUAAGAAAAGUAGUUGUAUUUCAGUAGUAGAAUCAACCCUUCUUGUUUCAUCAGCAAGAGUAACUAUAAAAACGCCCUGUAGGUAGGUAUUAUUAAGCUGAAGAGUUUGUUUAGUGUCAAAGACUGUCACACAGUGUAACUUAAAUUGGCAUAUUAUGAUAAUGAACAUAAAAACUUAAAUAAAUAUUUAUGUUAAUA
Ostrinia nubilalis (European corn borer) is the source of this 2916-nucleotide messenger RNA. Its product is annotated as myosin-11-like. NCBI's taxonomy places the organism in Eukaryota, Metazoa, Arthropoda, Insecta, Lepidoptera, Crambidae. Bases 105 to 2162 code for a protein of 685 amino acids. The record is from RefSeq and is a predicted model, not a curated record. The transcript has 17 exons.